Chanos chanos (milkfish) is the source of this 324-nucleotide messenger RNA. Its product is annotated as guanylin. The record is from RefSeq and is a predicted model, not a curated record. The transcript is spliced from 3 exons. Lineage: Eukaryota; Metazoa; Chordata; Actinopteri; Gonorynchiformes; Chanidae. Gene Ontology annotation, cellular component: extracellular region. Bases 1 to 324 code for a protein of 107 amino acids. Gene Ontology annotation, molecular function: guanylate cyclase activator activity.
AUGAAGACCAUGCUCUCUGUUGCUCUCCUCUGUGUGACCCUCUGUCUGGUCACUGAGGCUGUCCAUGUUAAAGAGGGAGAGUUCUUCUUCACACUUCAGUCUGUGAAAGCACUCCAAGAGCUUAGUGAGAGUAGCAUGACGAAGGAUCAAAACCCCCGCCUGGCCAAGACAAGCAUGGCCUCCAUGUGCUCCAAUCCCACCUUGCCCCAGGAGUUUGUGCCCCUGUGCCAACAAAAAGGGGCCUCUUUGUCCCUCGCCAGACUAGCGGCAGUGCCAAUGGACGUCUGCGAGAUCUGCGCUUACGCGGCCUGCGCCGGCUGUUAA